UGUCUGCAAGGGGCGACUUGAUUGCUGCAAAGUGAUACCGUCUUUACGUCGAAUUGUUUCUUAGAUCUUGCGGAUACAGUACAUCACAUCACAUCAUGGCUGUCGAACGAAUUGGCUCCAUCAUCAAGCACCUGGCCCCUGGGUCAUCGCUGAACAACAUCCAGUCCAAGAACCCCGACGACAUCGUCAUCACCUAUGCCGCUCGAACACCGCUCACCAAGGCUGGCAAGGGCGGCUUCAAGGACACCAGCCUAGAGUACAUGGUCUAUGCUCUGCUGGAGAAGGUUCGCGAGAGGAGCGGUGUUGACCCUGCUCUCGUUGAGGACAUCUGCCUCGGCAACGUGACCGAUGCCCAAGCCGCCUACAAGGUCCGAACUGCUGCCCUCGCUGCCGGCUACCCCAACACCGCCGGUGCCAGCUCCGUCAACCGCUUCUGCUCCUCCGGUCUCAAGGCCAUUGCAGACAUUGCCCACUCCAUCUCCAAUGAUUCCAUCUCUGUGGGCAUUGCCAUGGGCGCCGAGAGCAUGUCCCACGGCCGCCCUACCGAGGAGUUCGAUGAGGCCGUGUUGAAGAAGAGCCAGGAGGCCGACGACGCCGUUCAGCCCAUGGGAUGGACCAGCGAGAACGUUAGCAAGGACUUUGGCAUUGACCGAGUCACCAUGGACAAGUACGCAGCGGAGAGUUUCCAGCGAGCCGAGAAGGCCCAAAAGGCCGGCCUUUUCGACGACGAGAUUGUCCCCAUCACCACACAGGUCAAGGACAAGAACGGCGAGCUGAAGCAGGUGACUCUGACCCAGGACGACGGCAUCCGCCCCGGCACCACCGCCGAGGGCCUGGCCAAGAUCCGUGCUGCUUUCCCUCAGUGGGGACCUACCACUACCGGUGGUAACGCCUCCCAGGUUACCGACGGUGCUGCCGCCGUCGUCCUGAUGAAGCGAUCAACCGCUAUCAAGCUGGGUCUGCCCAUCAUGGCCAAAUACGUUGGCUCCACCGUCGCCGGUGUUGCUCCCCGCAUCAUGGGCAUCGGCCCCAGCGUCGCCAUCCCCAAGCUCCUCUCCAUCUACAACAUCAACCUCAACGACAUUGACGUCGUCGAGGUCAACGAGGCCUUUGCCUCCAUGGCCGUCUACUGCCGCGACAAGCUCAGCCUGGACUGGUCCAAGAUGAACCCCAAGGGAGGUGCCAUCGCUCUUGGCCACCCUCUGGGAGCCACGGGUGCCCGACAGGUCGUGACUGGCCUGAGCGAGCUGCGGAGGACCAAGAAGAAGCUGUUGCUGACGAGCAUGUGCAUUGGUACUGGCCAGGGCAUGGCUGGUCUGUUUGUCAACGAGCAGGUGUAAAAAAAAAAUACCAUUGGGAUGGAUGAGAUAUGGAUCAUUGAUAAUAGGGUCAUGUAUAUGUACAGCUAGCUGCCUACUAGAUGUCUCUUUUUUUGUGUGUUCUAUGAAAUACUAGCGAAUUACUUUUUUUUUUCUUUCAAAAUGUCUGAGCAGCUCGAAGAUUUCUCGUCUUUCGCUUUCCGAUUGAUUUUUCGAGAAUCGCAAUGUGUGACUUGAGCGCGGAUCUCGGCAAUGCAGUGUCUCGGCCGCUGUGUUGAUGGAAUGUGGCUGGAAUUGGGCGUGGUGCUACCCUACAAAAGAUGUACAACAACGCGGCGAAUGCGUGAGGUAUGUGAGCAGGAUGAGAUUGACGCGCUGUUAUGAUAUUGUCUCCUUUUCUUUGGGGAUUUCAAUUUAUGUUUUAUAUUCGUAGUCUUGAAUAGCUAUUGGGUGGUGUCGUCUUAUACGUGGACAAUCGUGUAAACAGGCACUCUCCCUCCAAUAAUG
Trichoderma harzianum CBS 226.95 is the source of this 1826-nucleotide messenger RNA. RefSeq lists its product as hypothetical. The transcript has 3 exons. Gene Ontology annotation, molecular function: acetyl-CoA C-acyltransferase activity. Gene Ontology annotation, cellular component: peroxisome. Lineage: Eukaryota; Fungi; Ascomycota; Sordariomycetes; Hypocreales; Hypocreaceae. The coding region runs from base 96 to 1340 and encodes 414 amino acids. Gene Ontology annotation, biological process: phenylacetate catabolic process; fatty acid beta-oxidation. The record is from RefSeq and is a predicted model, not a curated record.